This is a messenger RNA of Pieris macdunnoughi, 378 nucleotides long. NCBI's taxonomy places the organism in Eukaryota, Metazoa, Arthropoda, Insecta, Lepidoptera, Pieridae. The record is from the annotation of a GenBank genome assembly.
AUGAAAUACAUAAUUCUACUAUGUUUCCUGGCUUGUGUUUGUGCCCGACCCGAGACAUAUAACAACAAAUACGAUGGUGUUAAUUUACGCGACAUUUUAAGUAACCGAAGAUUACUGGUUCCUUAUAUACUUUGCACCUUGGAACAAGCGCAAUGCACACCGGAAGGCAAAGAAUUACGGUCUCACAUCAGAGAAGCUUUAGAGAAUGAUUGCGGUAAAUGUACUGAACCUCAGAAGAAGGGCACUCAACUUGUAAUAACACAUCUUGUCCAACAUGAAGAUGAAUUUUGGAAGCAAUUGGUUGCCAAGUACGAUCCCACCAACAAUUAUGUGACGAAAUAUGAGAAACAAUUGAAGUCUAUUAAAUCCAGACCUUAA